Messenger RNA from Colias croceus (clouded yellow), 680 nucleotides. RefSeq names its product gem-associated protein 6-like. The record is from RefSeq and is a predicted model, not a curated record. Lineage: Eukaryota; Metazoa; Arthropoda; Insecta; Lepidoptera; Pieridae. The transcript has 2 exons. Bases 121 to 615 code for a protein of 164 amino acids. Gene Ontology annotation, biological process: spliceosomal complex assembly; spliceosomal snRNP assembly. Gene Ontology annotation, cellular component: SMN complex; nucleus.
AAUUUCAGAAAGUUUAUUGAAAAAUGUUAUUUAUAUUAUAAUAGUUUAAUCGAUGUAUAUAUAAUAUUUAAAUUAUAGAAUGAUUUAUCGACUAAUGAUACAUUAAGAAUAAAAUAUAUAAUGGAUACUAUAAACAAUGUUAUAUGUGAUUACAGUAUAUUAAAAGGCGAUCCAGAAUUUUUGAUUUCCUUAAUUAAUAAAUACGUUUUAGUGGAUGUUCUUAAAAAUGUAACAUUUGCAGGAUAUGUGUUAGCUAUUGAUCCAGAGCAAUAUAGUAUUGUUUUAUUGGUAUUACAUGGAGAUUCAUAUAGAAGAGUGCUUAUACCAGGACAUGCAGUAUCAAACAUCACAGAAAGUACUCCAUCAGACAUCAAACCUUUGCUUAACACAACCCAUAUAAACACAGAAAAUGUAUCAGGAAGAAAACUAAGGAUUAUAUCUUGGUUCAAAAAGAACUUACUGCCAGUGAAUGAGUCUGGUGAUAAUAUUACCCUUGGAAAUGCUACUAUUUUACCACCCUAUGGGCCAAUGGAUAUUUGCACAGAUAAUCCAAUAGUAGCCAAUCAAGUACGAGGUAUCAUUAUGAAAAUGCCUGUUGAUUAUGCACCUGUAUGAAAUGUAUAAAAUUUUCAUUGUACCCUGAAUUAUUUUGAUAUGAAUAAAUUGGUGUUAUGUAAAUA